CUUUUUGCUAGAGUCUAUUCUCUAUAUACUGCACAACACGUUUAUGAGACUUUCGGUCAAGAAUGAUCACCAAAUAUCGUCCAAUCACUGUAAUCACUGAACUUCAGGUUCCCCAGGGGCUGGAGCUUGAUGCCGAACAGUGGGCUGGCUGUUUUCAACCAUUGGUGCACGCAGAAGGUCACAGGGGGACAUUCUGGGGAAGGUCACAAAAGGAGCCCGGGGUAGUACUUCUGGUAACAUUAUGGGGACAUCCCGACGAACUUAGAGAUUUCCAAAAUUCGCCUUGUGCCCAGUUAUUUAGGGAGUCUCUUCUGGCAGCUAACGCCAUACAACUUUCCUAUCACGAGGCUCUCAUGGACGAAUAUUGGUUCCCAUCUCUAGAAAGGGCAUUUGUUCAGUUUUAUUGGGUCUACCUUCCCGCAGCAAUGACCCCUGAGCAAGAGACUCGGCUUAGCGAAUUCCAUGGCCUUAAAACACCAGCUCUCGGACCUAGUAUUCCAGCAAGCCGGUCGCGUUCGACCCGCCUUCCGAAAAAGAUAUGGGCCACCCAGACAGAAUUGUGGCGUGGUCAAGAAGCCCGACUAAUGCUUUGGGCGCACUUCUGGCGAGAUGAAAAGGCGGCCGAUUUCAGGUUCCUGGAAGAAGACCUCGUAACACAUCAGAAUAAAACCGAAGUACUUUUUGAGGUUCUUGUUGAAGCCGGUGCGUUAGAAUGGAGGGAGGAUUUCUAUCAAUUUCACGAGGUGCCUCGUCUGCGAACGCUAUGAGGUUAUUGUGUUUCAGGCUCUUGUUCUUGUGAUAUCGACAGCGUACUCAGAGAGCUCAUAGCAAUCUGGGAGAUAUUUGAUUCUUUUGUUUCGGUAUUCCUUCUUUGUUUCUAUUUAUGCUUGCACCUGCAUUGCCUCACAAUCCCGUCCCAUCAUGCGAUCAAUUCGGCAACGCCUGUAUGAAAGCUCCAUCUUCUAUUCGGUUUCGCCGCGGUUCCCCACCGCGUCUGCUGGAAAUACCAGUAACCCACGCUGAAGAAGAGAUAUGUCUCUGGGUUUUCGCGAAUGAGGCUCACAUAGUCUUUAGUCUGGCCUUCAACUGCCUGAUGGGGAUCCUUCAUGAGCUUUUUCUGCUGUAUACUGAAUGGAUCUUGGACAGUCGUUAGUCGGAGAUAGUUUCAGGUGUCUGUUAGUUCUGCAGG
This is a messenger RNA of Aspergillus aculeatus ATCC 16872, 1189 nucleotides long. RefSeq lists its product as uncharacterized. NCBI's taxonomy places the organism in Eukaryota, Fungi, Ascomycota, Eurotiomycetes, Eurotiales, Aspergillaceae. The transcript is spliced from 2 exons. The coding region runs from base 63 to 767 and encodes 234 amino acids. The record is from RefSeq and is a predicted model, not a curated record.